AUGGGAAACGAAUGUAAACAAUGCACUACAGAUGUUCAAUCUGUAGGUUUUCAAUCUUAGCAGAAUGUCAUAACUCAAACCCACCAAUAUAGUUUUGGAAUGAAUUAUGUUGAUCAUGAUCUUAAUUUUGAGUAUUCCAGCCUUGAAGUUCCUACUGUCCCAUAAUUUGGUUUGGAAUAACAAAAAAUUAAAGCUGAUCUUUUCCCUCCUCAAGCCUUAAGAGUGGCAUCCGAAGAUUCAAAUAUGUCAUUAUUCGACCUUGAAGAAACUGUAGAGUAGCAAGUCAACUCACCAAAUAACUACGCUAAAAUGCUAGAGUAGAUUUAAAGUCAAGAGGAAAAUUCGAUUGUUUAGUACACAACUAAAAUGAAAUAGAUAACUGGAAGCAAUUUGGCAACUUCUUUAGAAGUCCACAUUUAGCAAUAAUAAUCAUCUUAGAGAUCCAUCCAGAAAUAAAGAUAACUAUUUUGGGAUUCCAGAACAGUAAAUAAGGAAUUACAAUAAAAUAAAAAAGCGAACUAAACCUUUAGAUCUUAAUUAGAAUACUUUGAUUAAUUGUGUUCCUCAAGGAAAGAAAAAACUAUGGUUUACAUCCCAUUAGAGUUGCAUAAGAAUAGAAAUAAUAAUAAUCAAAUGAAGCAAAGUGAAAAAAUUUUAAAUCUCAAUUAAAAGUAAAAAGAUGAAUUUCUUCAAUAGAAAAUUAUUGAUCAAUAAAAUAUAUAAUAAAGUAAAUGUCUUAAUUAUGAGUGA
Paramecium octaurelia is the source of this 750-nucleotide messenger RNA. NCBI's taxonomy places the organism in Eukaryota, Ciliophora, Oligohymenophorea, Peniculida, Parameciidae. The record is from the annotation of a GenBank genome assembly.